UCUUGUUCAUGUUCAUGUUCAUACACAAAUUCCUUGUAUAAAUUUGUAUCGUUAUUUUUGCGUGCAACACUCAAUGAUUUUUCUCUCUUCUGCUUCAUAGUCAGGAGUCAGGACUACAAUUGUGUUGUCAGGUGUACUGAGUUGAUUUGCUGGUUUUGAACCAGAUUUCAAUAAUGAUUCUCUCUGCUCUUCUAACAUCAGUUGGAAUUAACUUUGGCCUAUGUUCUAUAUUUUUCACCCUCUACACUAUAUUGAGGAAGCAACCUUGUAAUAUUACCGUCUAUGCACCACGCUUAGUUUCUCAAGGAAAACGUUCGUUACCUACUACUGAUUGGGUGAGAAAAGCAUGGGAGACCUCUGAAGAAGAAUUUUUAUCAACAGCAGGCUUGGAUGCUUUUGUCUUCAUGCGAAUAUUUGUAUUUAGUUUAAAAAUAUUUACUUUUGGUGGAAUUGUGGGGCUACUCAUUCUUCUUCCAAUUAAUUGUAUGGGGAGUCAGCUUCGUGAUGAUUCUGUUUUUCAAAACAAGUCUUUGGAUUCCUUCAGUAUUUCUAAUGUUAACAAUGGUUCAAACAGGUUAUGGAUCCAUUUUUGUGCCACUUAUAUUUUCACUGGAGUUGUCUGCAUUCUUCUUUAUUAUGAGUAUGCGUAUAUUUCAUCAAAAAGAAUUGCUUGCUUCUAUUCAUCCAAGCCUCAGCCUCAUCACUUUUCUAUAUUAGUAAGAGGUAUUCCUGUUCCACUUGGAAGCACCUGUUCCGAUGUUGUUGGACGCUUCUUCCAAGAGUAUCACCCUUCAACUUAUCAUUCACAUGCAGCUGUUCGUCGAAGCAGCAAACUUCAAAUUCUAGUUACUGAUGCUGAGAGACUGUACAAAAGGCUUACCCAACUGAAAAAUAAAGAUAAUGCUCCUCAACGGCAUAGACGUGAUGGAUGUUUGGGACUUUUUGGCCACAAAGUUGAUAUGUUAGAUCAUUAUGAAAAGACAUUGGGAGACAUUGCAGAUAAUGUGAGAAUAGAACAAACUUCAUUGGCAGGAAAGGAAGUUCCAGCAGCCUUUGUCUCAUUUAAGUCACGGUUUGGUGCUGCAAUAGCUUUAAACAUUCAAGAAGGUAUUGAUCCCACAGACUGGAUUACUGAGAAAGCCCCAGAGCCUCAUGAUGUUUAUUGGCCUUUCUUUUCUGUCACAUUCAUUAGAAGAUGGAUCAGCAAGUUGGUAGCUUAUGUUACCUGGAAUGUUCUUACAAUUCUAUUUUUAAUCCCAGUUGCUUUAGUACAAGGUCUUACCCAUCUUGAUCAGUUGGAAACAAUGUUCCCUUCUCUGAGAUGCAUAUUGAGAAUGGCAGUUGUCAGCCAAGUUAUAACAGGAUACCUUCCCAUUUUGAUUCUUCAGAUGUUUCUGUUCUUUGUGCCACCUAUUAUGAUCAUGCUUUCAUCCUUGCAAGGAUACAUAUCAUGGAGUCAGAUACAAAAAAGUGCAUGCUGUAAAGUAUUAUGGUUUAGCAUAUGGAACAUUUUCCUUGCAAAUGUAUUAUCAGGGUCAGCUCUCUAUCGAUUGAAUAUCUUUCUUGAGCCCAAAGAAUUUCCCAGAGUACUAGCCGAAGCUGUACCAGCACAAGCAUCAUUUUUCAUAGCAUAUGUUGUGGCAUUCGGAUGGACUAAUAUAGCAUCAGAACUCUUUCAAUUGAUUCCACUUCUUUACAAUUAUAUUAACAUAUUUUUUGUUGGAGAUAGUGAUGAAUCUGGUGAUGAUUUUGAGGCACCAUCAAUUCCUUACCACAGCGAAAUUCCCAGGAUUCUUUUCUUUGGUCUUCUUGGUGUUACAUACAUCAUCCUUGCUCCUUUAAUACUUCCAUUUCUCUUAGUCUACUAUUGUUUAGGAUACAUCAUUUACCGCAACCAGCUCUUAAAUGUUUAUGUGGCCAAGCACCAGACUGGAGGAGAGUUUUGGCCUAUAGUGCAUAACUACACAAUUUUUUCAUUGGUGCUGAUGCAUAUUAUAGUAAUUGGGAUAUUUGGGUUGAAGAAGCUUCCAGUAGCAUCAGCCUCGACUCUACCCCUUCCUAUUCUCACACUUCUAUUCAAUGAGUAUUGCCAGAAACGGUUCUUUCCUAUUUUCAAGGGUUAUCCUGCUGAGUGUUUGAUCAAGAAGGAUAGACAAGACCAAAAUAACCCUAACAUGUCUGAAUUUUAUGAUAAGUUGGCCAAUGCAUAUAAUGAUCCAGCUCUUAUGCCAAUCAAAUACUCAGGAAGAUUCGGUAGUCACAAGCUUCCUCUACUUCAAUCCUCAGAUGUUUAAAGUUGAUAAUUUCCUAGGCUUCACUUGUAACUAACAACGUAUAUAGAAUCUAGCAGAUGGUUUGUGAUGCUGGUGUAAGGCAGCCUACCUUCAACUUCUAACUCUUUUUUUCAGUUUAUAUUUGAUGAUACUCUAUAUUGCAUGUCCUCUUGAUUUCUGCAUGAGAUUUGUCAGCAUUUUUUUUUAUAUUUUAUAUUACAUUAAUUACAUAUUAGAGA
This is a messenger RNA of Cajanus cajan (pigeon pea), 2512 nucleotides long. RefSeq names its product hyperosmolality-gated Ca2+ permeable channel 2.3. Gene Ontology annotation, cellular component: plasma membrane. The record is from RefSeq and is a predicted model, not a curated record. Lineage: Eukaryota; Viridiplantae; Streptophyta; Magnoliopsida; Fabales; Fabaceae. Gene Ontology annotation, molecular function: calcium-activated cation channel activity.